This is a messenger RNA of Cavia porcellus (domestic guinea pig), 933 nucleotides long. RefSeq names its product olfactory receptor 5M9. Bases 1 to 933 code for a protein of 310 amino acids. Gene Ontology annotation, molecular function: G protein-coupled receptor activity; odorant binding; olfactory receptor activity. NCBI's taxonomy places the organism in Eukaryota, Metazoa, Chordata, Mammalia, Rodentia, Caviidae. Gene Ontology annotation, biological process: G protein-coupled receptor signaling pathway; sensory perception of smell. The record is from RefSeq and is a predicted model, not a curated record. Gene Ontology annotation, cellular component: membrane. The transcript has a single exon.
AUGCCAAAUUUCACGGAUGUGACAGAAUUCAUUCUUGUGGGGUUGACAAGUCAUCAAGAGCUCCAGGUUCUGUUUUUUGUGGUGUUCCUGAUUGUUUACAUGAUCACUUUGCUAGGGAAUAUUGGUAUGAUUAUUUUGAUUGGCAUCAGUCCCCAGCUUCAGAGCCCAAUGUACUUUUUCCUGAGUCAUUUGUCUUUUGUGGAUGUGUGGUUCUCCUCCAAUGUUACCCCCAAAAUGCUGGAAAACUUACUAUCCAAGACCAAAACCAUUUCCUACGCGGGGUGCUUAGUGCAGUGCUACUUUUUCAUUGCCCUUGUCCAUGUCGAGGUCUACAUCUUGGCAGUGAUGGCCUUCGAUCGCUACAUGGCCAUCUGCAACCCUCUGAUUUACGGCAGUAAAAUGUCCAGGACUGUGUGUGUUCGGCUCAUCUCUGUACCUUACCUCUACGGAUUCUCUGUGAGUUUAAUGUGCACACUGUGGACAUAUGGUUUGUAUUUCUGUGGCAACUUUGAAAUCAACCACUUUUAUUGUGCAGACCCUCCCCUCAUCAAGAUUGCCUGUGGAGGGGUGCGUGUCAAAGAAUACACGAUGAUUGUGAUUGCUGGAAUUAACUUCACAUACUCCCUGUCUGUGGUCCUUAUCUCCUACACUCUCAUUGUAGUGGCUGUGCUCAGCAUGCGCUCUGCUGAUGGGAGGAAGAAGGCGUUCUCUACCUGUGGGUCACACUUGACCGCUGUUUCCAUGUUCUAUGGGACCCUCAUAUUCAUGUACCUCAGGCGACCAACAGAGGAGUCCGUGGAGCAGGGCAAGAUGGUGGCUGUGUUUUAUACCACAGUGAUUCCCAUGUUGAACCCCAUGAUCUAUAGUCUGAGGAACAAGGAUGUUAAAGAGGCAGUCACCAAAGUAAUCACCAAGAAAUGCUUGGGGCAGUGA